AUCCUGAUCCUGCAAACAUUUAAGCUGAAACAUUCCCAAUGAAGGUCCUGGAUUCCAAGGAGAUUUAAAAAGGGAGAGUUUUGAGAUCAACCAUGGAUCAUAAAACUGAGGAGAAACGAAAGCAGCACCAUAGCUUGACUUUGUUGGAACAAGUAAAGAGAAUGAAGGAAUCAACAGAGAUAGUUGAUGUUGUGCUAGUUGCAGAAGGUGAGAAAUUCCCCUGCCAUAAGGUGGUGCUGGCUGCCUUCAGUCCUUAUUUCAAAGCCAUGUUUACCUGUGGCUUGGCUGAGUGCACCCAAAGAGAAGUGGUGCUGUAUGACAUCUCGGCAGAGAGCGUGUCCGUAAUACUCCACUACAUGUACAGCGCGGAUUUGCACCUCACUAACCAGAAUGUGCAGACUGUUGCCCUGGCUGCGUAUUUCAUGCAGAUGGAAGAGGUUUGCAGUGUGUGUCAGAAGUACAUGACGGACCAUAUGGAUGCUUCCAACUGCGUGGGCAUUUACUACUUUGCAAAUCACAUUGGGGCGGAAGAUUUAUGUGAUCAAGCGAAGAAAUACCUGUAUCAGCACUUUGCUGAGGUGAGCUUACAGGAAGAAAUAUUAGAGAUUGAAGUCCAGCAGCUGUUGUCUCUCAUAAAAUCAGAUGACCUGAAUGUUUCCAGGGAGGAGAGCAUUCUGGACCUUGUCAUUAGAUGGGUAAACCACAGCAGAAAGUCACGGGUAGAGUACCUUAUUGAGCUCCUGAAGCAAGUGAGACUGGUGCUUGUCAGCCCAUCCUUUCUCAUGGAAGCCCGCAAAAGGAACACCAUGAUCCUGUGCAAUUCAGAAUGCAAUGAUAUGUUUGAGGAAGCGUUGAAAACCAUCAAGCUAGUCAGCCACCCUUCUCUCAGCCUGCGAUAUGGCAUGGAGACGACUGAUCUCUUACUCUGCAUCGGCAACAAUUCCCUUGGCAUUAGGUCAAGGCAUGGGAGCUAUGCAGAUGCCAGUUUUUGUUAUGCUCCUGCAACAAAAAAGACUUACUUCAUUUCCUCUCCAAAGUACGGAGAGGGCUUAGGAAGUGUUUGCACUGGUGUUGUCACUGAGAAUAAUGAUAUCAUUGUGGCAGGAGAGGCCAGCGCUGCCAAAAUGUCUAGACAAAAAAACAGGAACAUCGAAAUUUAUAGAUACCACCAGCGAGGAAACCAGUUUUGGCACAGCCUGUGCACCGCUCAGCUCCGUGAACUCUAUGCAUUGGGUACUGUCCAUAAUGAUCUCUAUGUAAUCGGAGGGCAAAUGAAAAUGAAAAAUCAAUACCAGGUCACCAACUGUGUGGAGAAGUAUUCCAUGGAGCAAGGUACCUGGAGAAGCACAGCACCUCUGCCAGUACCACUAGCCUGCCAUGUGGUGGUGACAAUGAAGAAUAAGCUGUACGUGCUGGGUGGCUGGACACCACAGAUGGAUCUGCCUGACGAUGAGCCGGAUCGAUUAAGUAACAGAAUGUUUCAGUACGACCCAGGCCAAGACAAAUGGACAGAGCGUGCACCAAUGAAGUACUCCAAAUACCGCUUCAGCGCUGCCGUGGCCAACAGUGAGAUUUAUGUCCUGGGAGGAAUUGGAUGCCUUGGUCGUGACAGGGGGCAGACACGGAACUGUCUUGAUGCAGUGGAGAUUUAUAACCCUGAUGGAGACUUCUGGAGGGAUGGACCUCCUAUGCCUUCUCCCCUCCUCUCCUUACGAACAAACUCUACCUGUGCAGGCUCAGUGGAAGGGAAGCUGUACCUCUGUGGAGGAUUUCAUGGAGCAGCUCGUCAUGAAGUCAUCACCAAGGAGAUCCUCGAGCUCGACACGUGGGAGAACCAGUGGAACGUGGUGGCCAUCAAUGUCCUUAUGCAUGACAGCUAUGAUGUCUGCCUUGUUGCGAGGCUGAACCCACGGGAUCUUAUCCCUCCUCCCCCUGAUUUAGUGGACCAAUAGAAGCUCAGUGACUCUCUGCUUCCAGAUUCUGCAGAAAUGGAAGAAUUUGGAGAAAUAAAUUCUGUGUUGGCUCUGGAUGACAGCUGAGCACCAUGGAGAGAAGCCUGCAACACAUGCUUAAGGACAGAGAUGCCUUUGAACUGAGCUUCUUGGACAAUGCUUAAUUUGCUAGUACUGGUACUUUUUUGAUCGAAAGCUGAGGUUGCCAUCCUCUGUGUGUCGCUCAGGCACACUGUCUCUUGGUCUUCCAUUUGGAUGUGCAAGCUCCAGUGUUUGGUGCAGCCUGGGCUUCUGGGACCUCUGCCUCGCAGGCAAGGGGGCAGCCCAGGGCUCACGUCACAGCAGAGCACCCCAUAGGAAGGAAAGCUCUAGCCAGGGAAAACCCUCUUUUGUUGUUCAGCCCACUGAGUUCUUCUAAGCUACCGAGGGGAUUAAGAAAUAUCUGAAGUCAGCUGGUGAAAACCAGUCCAGCUGUACCACAGUGACAGGCUAUUUGGCUGAUGUAGGAGUGGGGGGGAAGACAGAGAAGGGCAUUUGUUUAUUUAAACAAAAAAGCAUUAGUCAAGGUUUGUUAACCAAGUACAUCAGCUACUGCAAACAUUAUCUAACCCACAGCCAGGACAGUCAAGUAAUCCUUUCUUUGUCAGCAGAGCUGAGCCUGUGCUGGCAGAAAACUGGUCUUCUGGCAACAAGUCACAACUGAGUCUUCCAAAAGAGAUGGCUACCUUCUGUACCAAAGAGAAGAAGAAUCCUAAAUUUUCGCAUAGAUUCUACCUGUCAUGAGGCAGGACCACCUGGUCUUGUGUGACCAGAACCUUAAAGCUACAAAACCCUAGCUUUAGCAAAUGCUAAAAGAGUGAAUGAUAAAAUUACACAAGAAUGAUCACUGUCAGCAAGAAGUUGCUUUUAAGGUUGUAAAAGCAGUGACAAAACUGGAUGGAAAUAAUUGGCAAAGAAAUGAAGGAAUCCAUCAGGUACUUCAUCUGUAGUUACUAGCCUGUUUUGCAAUUCAGAGCACCUCCAUUUUCUUU
Molecule: messenger RNA, 2983 nt
Organism: Cygnus atratus (black swan)
Lineage: Eukaryota; Metazoa; Chordata; Aves; Anseriformes; Anatidae
Gene: KBTBD12
Product: kelch repeat and BTB domain containing 12
Exons: 6
Coding region: 93-1952 (619 amino acids)
Molecular function (GO): protein binding
Source: RefSeq, a predicted model, not a curated record